Molecule: messenger RNA, 253 nt
Organism: Drosophila eugracilis
Lineage: Eukaryota; Metazoa; Arthropoda; Insecta; Diptera; Drosophilidae
Product: daisho2
Exons: 2
Coding region: 64-204 (46 amino acids)
Source: RefSeq, a predicted model, not a curated record
GCUAUAUAAGCGGUGUUCCCACAAAUCGCUAAUCAAAGUAGAACUUGUAUUCACUCUGUAAACAUGAACUGUCUGAAGAUCUGCGGCUUUUUCUUUGCCUUGAUUGCGGCUUUGGCGACGGCGGAGGCCGGUACCCAAGUCAUCAAUGCUGGCGGACACACACUGAUUCAGACCGAUCGCUCUCAGUACAUUCGCAAAAACUAAGGAUCAGGCACAAAAAAUAAUCUAAGCAAAUAAAAAAUGACUUAAAACU